CGGAGCUCCUGCGUGUCGUCUGUGAAGUGCAGCAGCAGGAGCGUCUCGGCUCUGCGUCACGACACAAACAGAGUCCCGAAAUAACUUUACCUGCGUGACUUUUCAUCCCUCAUCGGGCGUGAGUUGCGUUUUAUUCAGGCACCAGUGCUAAAUGGCGAGUCCAGGUUCGGAUGCAGGACGGCAUCUUGCACUGCAGCCUCAUCCUCAUCAUCUCACCGAACCGGCGCCCGAACCUGCUGUCCGCGAGGCGCAGAGAUGGAUAGAGGCAGUGACUGGCAGGAGUUUUGGUGACAAAGAUUUCAGAGGCGGACUUGACAACGGCAUUCUUCUGUGCGAACUACUGAGCUCCAUUAAACCAGGACUUGUGAAGAAGAUAAACAGGCUGCCCACUCCUGUAGCUGCUCUGGAUAAUGUGGCGCUCUUCCUGAAGGGUUGUGAGGAACUGGGUUUGAAGGGCUUUCAGCUGUUUGAUCCAGGAGAUCUUCAAGAUCCUUCCAACAAAGGCCAAGACGGCAACAGGAAGUUAAAAAAUGUUCUGAUCACUAUCUUUUGGCUGGGUCGAGCAGCCAAUAGCAGCGCUACAUAUAACGGGCCCACCCUGGACCUGCAUGAGUUUGAAGGGCUGCUGUCACAGAUGAGAAAGGAGGCAGAGGAUCGGGACAGUCCGAAGCGUAGCAUAAGGGACAGCGGUUACAUUGACUGCUGGGAGUCCGAACGCAGCGACUCUCUCUCUCCACCGAAACACACGCGAGACGACUCGUUCGACAGCCUGGACUCCAUCGGCUCGCGUUCCCGUCAAACCCCCUCGCCUGACGGCCUGCUCGCCCGUGGCUACAGCGAUGACCGCGGGAGCGACUCGGAUUGCGACACUCCCAAUAGGAAGAUGCCAGACAUCCGCAAGGACGACAUGCUGGUGCGUCGAACCUCUUGCAGUGAGCCACGGACGCCUGUCCCUUUCAACCAGUACCUGCCCAACAGGAGUAACCAGAGUUCAUACAUGCCCGCACCGAUGAGACGCCCGCGUGCCGACAGGGAGGAGAGCCGUAAGAGCUGGAGUAAUGCCACCUCACCUGUAGGAGGAGAGAGACCCUUCAGUGACCCUCAGAUGAGUCCUCCCAAAGAUCACUUCAGUCCUUCUGUACAAACCCAACCAAUCGAGCAGAACCAAUCAGACAGCCAGAAGAUGGAUGAGGAGGAAACAGAGAGAGAUGGAUGGGAUUUCCUUCACAGCGAUUUACAGAUGUUGCAUAAUCAGACUGCAGGAAACGAUGCCAGAUUCAGGCGCACAUCUAGUGUGUUUGAUGAUAAUGAGAGUGUGAGUAUGAUUGACAUGAGAAGUGAGGAAGAUUCAUUAUCACCCCAUAGUCAAGUUCGGCAUGAGCUCAUGCACAACCAGUACAACAAGUUAAAAGAGGAUGAAGAUUAUUGGCAGGACGAUCUGGCCCGCUGGAAGAGUCGCAGGAGAAGCGUGUCUCAGGAUCUGAUAAAGAAAGAGGAGGAGAGGAAGAUGAUGGAGAGGAUGAUGAGCGGAGACGAAUGCUCACAGAGAAGGAAAAGCAUCAAGACGUACCGAGAGAUAGUGGAGGAGAAGGAGCGUCGCGAGCAAGAGCUGCAUGAAGCUUACCGGAACGCCCGCACGCCCGAGGAGGCGUCUGCCGUGUUGCAGAAGUACGCCCAGCGCUUCACCAUCAGUGAGGCUAUUCUCGAGCGCCUUAAACUCCCUAAGCUGUUGGAAAGGAGCGUAUCGGCCGACCCCACCCGCCACUCCUCCACCCCUGUCUUUCUGGACACCUCCUCCACCUCCAAUGCAAUGCAGUACCUGCGACAACAGUCUCUCCCCACGCCCAAGUUCACGUCCACGGUGGAGGCGCGAGUGACGGGUUUCACGGUGGAGCAGGGAAUCAAGGGAGAUGCUGAGAACAUUUUGGGUCCUGCUCGUUCGCUGGCUUCAAAACCUUACAGACAGGGCGGAAGAGCUGGGUUAAGGACAGCAAAGGUGGAUGAAGCAGUGAAUGGAGAGAGAGAUGAUGACGUCCACAGCAUUGAGGAAGAGGAGAGGGAAGGAUCAGACAGACACAGAGAAGAAGAGUCUCUGCAGUUCUUCCCAUCUCCAUCUCAGCACACAGAGAUCAGACAGACUGACGUGUCAGAAGUCUCAUACACAGACACUCAUCAGAUGACGGAGAUUAAACGAGAGAUGAUCCCGCAGGCCGGUGCCACCUCUAUAUCCCCAAAAGUGUCUGAACCAAAAACAGAGGAGAAUGUAGCCGAUAAAGGAAAGUCCACUGAAAAUCACACGUCUAUGAACACAGAUGCAUCUGAUGUGAAUCAGUGUGAGUCUAAUGUGAUUCAGACCGAUGCCUCUGCUGCACAGGUCCAAAAACCAGCAAUGGAGUCUCCACCUAAACCAGCAAAUCAGUCAUAUUCAUCCAUCCCAGAAUUAAAUGGAACCGCACCAGUGUGCCAAACACCAAAUACAGAAAUGGCUAAGCAGUCUGAUGGCAAUGUUCCUCCCAUGGUGCUGAAUCUGAUGAAACGCGUUGAACACAUUUCUUGGAGCCCUGAGGAGGAGCGUAAACGUCAGAAGAAGUGGCAGGAAGAGCAGGAACGAAUGCUUCAGGAGAAAUAUCGUCGUGAACAGGAGAAGUUGAAGCAUGAAUGGGAGCUGGCACAGAAGGAGGUGGAAGAGGAAGAGAGGCGGUACCAUGAGGAGGAGCGGAAAAUUCUGGAAGAGACUGUGACCCCGCUGACCCCUCAUGGACCGAUCACUCCUUCAGCCCUCCCGAUCACCCACAGCACCUUACACAAUAACAGCAGCGCUAAUGCAGUCCAAAGACAAACCACAGUACAGAUGACAGUAAGUUCUUCAUCUCAAGACUGUGGGACUGUGUCCUAUGGCCAGAAAGGACCAAAAGACCUGAGCCAAGAAAAACAGGUUACACCACAGUCUAGUCAGGCAGUCACCCUUUUGACACAAAAAGAUGUAUCCCUAAGCAAUAAACAACAACCACAGCAGGCCGAAACCUUGAAGAAAACUACAUCACAGACAAAACCUGGUGAACGCAAGAGGUCUGACUCUAUAGAGAACAUUGUGGCAAAUUCAUCUUCAUCAUCCUCAUUCACAGACACACAACCACCUCCCUCACCAAACAGGUCUGUCAGUGGGAAGAAGCUGUGUUCAAGUUGUGGUCACCCACUUGGCAAAGGUGCCGCCAUGAUUAUCGAAACUCUUAGCCUUUACUUCCACAUUCAGUGCUUUAAGUGUGGUAUCUGUAAGGGUCAGUUGGGUGACACCAGCACAGGAACAGAUGUGAGGAUUAGAAAUGGACUCCUGAACUGCCAUCAGUGCUACAUCCACUCCCGCUCUGCCGGACAGCCCACUACCUUGUGAAAUAUUUGAUUUGGGAUCUUAAGAAGUCUACCUAUAAUACAUCUUCAUGCCCAAUACAAGCACAUUUAACUUGAAACCACUGCAAAUCCAUUGUUUAAGGGUUUUUGUUUUUCUAACACCAAAAGUGAGACUGUAGCAAAACCCAUGUUUUUCAUUUUUUAGGUUUCCAACAUUGUCGCUGACUCUUUGUAAAGUCCAUUGUUUAUUAUCUGGAAAUAGUUAUAAACAGUACAGUAUGCAACACUAUGUGGAAGAUUUGCGCUAUAAAUCAAAUAUAAUUUGUGGAUGAAUUUCAGCAUACUUCAGAUUUGUCUGAAUGAAUCUUUAUCCUGAUGUUGCAAAUGUAUUUAAUUUAAAAAGUUUUUGACAUCGCAAAGUAUUUUAAUACAUUUUAAUUUGGUGGCUACAUAGUAAUCCUGCCAUUGAGAGUGGAUUAAAAUGUUUAGAUAUCUUAUAAACAUUUAUUUUACAGUAUUCCUUUAAUGGAUGAGAAAGGUGUAAAUGAGACAUUUUUGAAUUUGUAGUGCCUCAGUGACCCCUGAUCAUUUCCUAUCUAGAAGAAAGUAUGUAUUUUUACACAUGUAAACAAAAUUGAGUUGUGCACGUAAAAAAUGACAAGUUGUAUGGAUACAGCUGCUUGAAGUAUUUUUCUCUAAACAGAUGGCUUGGGAAGUUGUUGCACUGAAAUAAUGUGCCUUAAGUGUGAUGCAAUGUCUGUAUAAGGGAUUCGGAGUGAAUGAUAUUUUAAAUCCAAACACUAUUUCUGUAUUGAUCUGAUAAAACUAAAUAUUUUUGGUCAUGUUUUAUAAUAUGGAGCUGGUUGCCACUUGCUCUUUGAAAUUGUGAGCGCUGAGCUUUUAAAUCUUUCAGUUUUCCCCUUUUUCACAGCACACUUCACAUAUGUUUUCUUAACAGUUGUAACAUGAAAGGUUUAUUUUAAAUGUUUGGCCCAUUACACUUUUUGCUUAAAUCCAAAAUUUGGAUUGGACAAUUAGUUUUUUAUAUACAGUAUAUAUAAAGUUUGAUCUAUUUUCAUUUGUUCAUUUUGACCAUGACAAAGCAAUACAGAUGUAUGGGCUGCCUAUCAAACUGGCUUAAUUUAACACAGUUUAAACAUAAUGUCUAUGAAUGUUUGCUCCUACAUUUUAAAUACCCGACCAAAAGCCCAUGGAGACUUUUGUUGUUAUAAACGUGAUCAUUCUCAUCAUAUUUGCUAUGUAAUCUUCUGUCAUAAUCGGUUUAUUUAGCCAGUAUUUCUGUGCUUCGGGGUGGGUCAUGUAUUUAAUGUUUAAUUUGUCAAAACUGUAGCUUUACAGAAGGUCGGGGGAUUUGCCAGGAAAGUUUUUGUUGUUUAGGAGGGAAAACACUUACCUUGGAAAAUAUAUCCCUUAUAUCUAAGGUAUAUUUAUUGUGUUAUACGAAUAUACACUAUCCAAGAGAUCAAUCUGAUGUUAACAUGGCUGUAUGUUUAUAAAUAAAAUGUUAAAAAAUAA
This is a messenger RNA of Misgurnus anguillicaudatus (oriental weatherfish), 4884 nucleotides long. It is a transcript of the gene limch1b, whose product is annotated as LIM and calponin homology domains 1b. Gene Ontology annotation, molecular function: myosin II head/neck binding. The record is from RefSeq and is a predicted model, not a curated record. Gene Ontology annotation, biological process: regulation of focal adhesion assembly; positive regulation of stress fiber assembly. Gene Ontology annotation, cellular component: stress fiber. NCBI's taxonomy places the organism in Eukaryota, Metazoa, Chordata, Actinopteri, Cypriniformes, Cobitidae.